AUGCGGAUCCACCUGUACUCUACCUUCGUGGACCUGACGAAAGCCUUCGACUCGGUGAAUCGUGAAGGACUGUGGAAAAUCAUGCAGAAAUUCGGCUGUCCGGAGCGAUUCACUCAGAUGGUGCGCCAGCUGCACGACGGUAUGACGGCGCGAGUCACGGACAACGGAGCUGUCUCAGAAGCAUUCGCAGUGAACAAAGAAGUGAAGCAGGGCUGCGUACUGGCGCCUACCCUCUUCAGUCUUAUGUUCUCUGCCAUGCUGAUGGACGCCUACCGUGAUGAACGCCACGGGAACAGGAUUGCCUACAGGACGGACGGUCAUCUCCUGAAUCAACUUCGGAUGCACUUCCAAUCGCGCGUAUCCACAACCACCGUUCACGAACUCCUCUUCGCCGACGACUGCGCCCUAAACACCACCUCGGAAGAGGAGAUGCAACGGAGCAUGGACCUGUUCUCCGCCGCCUGCGAGAACUUCGUUCUGGUCAUUAACACGCAGAAGACGGUGGUGAUGCACCAACCGCCACCCAAAUCAGCCACAGCCCCCAACGCGCCGCCGCAAAUCAGCGUGAACGGAACCCAACUGCAGGUGGUGGAGAACAUCCCGUACCUGGGCAGUACUCUCUCCCGCCACACCAAGAUCGACGACGAAGUCGCCAACAGGAGCUCGAAAGCCAGUCGGGCCUUCGGUCGCCUCCAAAGCACAGUUUGGAAUCGCCACGGUCUUCAGCUGAGCACGAAGCUGAAGAUGUACAAGGCCGUCAUCCUGCCGACACUACUGUAUGGAGCGGAGACUUGGACGGUGUACGCAAAGCAGGCACGUCGUCUGAACCACUUCCACCUCAGUUGUCUUCGUCGCAUCCUGAGGCUAAAGUAG
This is a messenger RNA of Spirometra erinaceieuropaei, 873 nucleotides long. The record is from the annotation of a GenBank genome assembly. NCBI's taxonomy places the organism in Eukaryota, Metazoa, Platyhelminthes, Cestoda, Diphyllobothriidea, Diphyllobothriidae.